This is a messenger RNA of Magnolia sinica, 1245 nucleotides long. Its product is annotated as putative HVA22-like protein g. The record is from RefSeq and is a predicted model, not a curated record. The transcript is spliced from 7 exons. The coding region runs from base 209 to 1066 and encodes 285 amino acids. Lineage: Eukaryota; Viridiplantae; Streptophyta; Magnoliopsida; Magnoliales; Magnoliaceae.
UCAUCUCAAGUCUCUGCAAAUUCUCUCUCUCUCUCUCUCUCUCUCUCUCUCUCUCUCUCUCAUUUGCAGAACGAGAGAUCCUCUGAAACGGAAGUUCUCUCUCUUUCAGAGACCGAUUUCGAGAAAUUACAUCCGUCCGAUCUGAUAUUCGUGUCCGGGGAUUUUCAAGGUUUCUCGGCAGAGCAAAUCGGACGUGAAGGAGGUGAAAAUGCUGGGGGAUGUAAUCACCAGAAGCCUCGUGUUGCUCCUUGGUUAUGUAUAUCCGGCAUAUGAGUGCUUCAAAACUGUCGAAAAGAACAGAGCCGACAUUGAACAGCUGCGGUUUUGGUGUCAAUACUGGAUCAUUGUUGCGGUGCUGACAGUAAUUGAGAAGAUUGGGGAUAUUUUUCUUUCAUGGGUUCCAAUGUACGGUGAGCUAAAGCUGGCAUUCAUUGUCUAUUUAUGGCAUCCCAAAACAAAGGGAACCGACUAUGUCUACGAGACCUUCCUGCAGCCUUACCUUACGAAACAUGAAACAGAGAUCGACCGGAAGUUGCUGGAGGUUAAGGCCAGAGCUUGGGACAUGGCUCUCCUGUAUUUGCAGAAUGUGACUAGUCAAGGCCAGAGUAAAUUUUUUGAAUUCCUCCAGUAUUUGGCCAAGCAAUCAGCAAGGCCCACCACGGCCACUCAGAGUGCCGAACCAGUGCCGCAAUCACCAAACUCAAAGGCGUCCGUGAAUUGCCAGAAAGAGCCGCAAAUACAAAAGACGACGGGCCAAUGGCAGCCUCCACCAACAGCCCCGCCGACUACGAUCAUGCGUCAGGCGCCUCAGGCGCCAAAAGCAGAUUAUGUACUUCAAACGCAAAUGACGAUCAGGCGCGAGGUAUCUCAGACGCCUAUAGCAGAUCAUGUGGUUCAGACACCAGUGGCAGAGGCCACCACAUCCAGAGUAGAAGUGGGGAUCGAGCCGAGCAAGUCAAUUGCCUCUGGUGCAAAUGACCAAAUUCAAGAUAUUACCAUGGAUGAAACGCUCCGUGCUGCACGCGUAAGACUUCGGCGUGCCAACACCAGCCGGAUUGAAACUUAGAAAAAACAAAAAAAAAGGGGAAUAUAUGACUCAAAAUUCCCUUCUUCCCCUACAAAUUUCCUUGCAUCAAUAUGGUUUUUUGUCUUUUCUUUUUAAUUUGGGUAGGGUGGGGAUGACGGAGGCAUUAUUUUACACCCAAAUUGAUAAAAUGGGUGUAUGCAAAUCAAUCAAUUCAUUUC